AUGGCGGCGUCAAGUGGGGCAGGCGCUGGUGGAUGUGGCAGAGAAGCAGGUGGCUGGGAAGAACUGGGCGGAGUGGUGGUCAGUAUCUCUGGGGCGCCUGAUUGAGACGUGACCGCCACCCCGGAGAGACGGAUCCCAGGUUGGCUGAUGCAGGUGGGAGAGAGCCUGGAGAGUGUGUUUCCAUCCUUUGCUUCUGUAAGCUGUCACCAUGACCCUGACAAAAGGUUCCUUCACCUACUCCAGUGGGGAGGAGUAUCGUGGCGAGUGGAAGGAGGGUGAGAGGAUCCCUGAGGGCCGAAGACAUGGUUUUGGUCAACUGAUGUUUGCAGAUGGUGGCACCUACCUGGGCCACUUUGAGAAUGGGCUGUUUAAUGGCUGUGGUGUACUGACUUUCUCAGAUGGCUCAAGGUAUGAGGGAGAGUUUGCCCAGGGCAAAUUUAAUGGCGUUGGAGUCUUCAUCCGACAUGACAACAUGACCUUUGAAGGGGAAUUUAAAAAUGGCAGAGUUAAUGGUUUUGGUCUGCUGACUUUCCCUGACGGCUCUCACGGAAUACCCCGCAACGAAGGCCUGUUUGAGAAUAACAAGCUGCUGCGGCGGGAGAAGUGUUCUGCAGUGGUUCAGCGGGCUCAGAGUGCCUCCAAGUCGGCCAGAAACCUCACAGCCUGACGGUGGCACUGUCCACCCACCACAAGUACUGGGGACAGCGACGGCCCUGUCAUUCUCUCUAGGUGAACAAAAUGAUGGGGAGCUGAGAGUGACCAUGGAGCAGAUGCCCUGUGAUGCGCCCUGAGAGUCGGGUUCAGUCACAGAGACGUCUCAAGGAUGCUGGCCCCUCGGUCCUGCAGCAAGCCGCCGGCAGCUCUGUCUCUCCCUCUCAUCACCUGUUGGUUCUCUCUGUUCCUAACAUCUUGCAUUACCUAGUGCAGACCUGCCGUUGCCUUCUAUGUCACUUUCUGCGUGCACACAGAACCUCUUCAUCCUGCCUACACUGGGAGCAGGUGACCCUCGCGCUGACAUAGGGCUUGUGUUUCACACGACCCUGGAGAACUAAGGAAAAAUAUAGGGGUGGCUUGGACAGCACAGCAGUCCUGUGAAAACCCUUCUUAUCCCAUUCACUGCUGGCUCCAGGCCUUGCUCUUGGUCUGGUCAAACUGUCAUUUGUCUCUACUACCCUCUCUCCCCCCAAAGGAUUGAAUCACUAAUCCUUGACUUUCCAAGCUGUCUUCCUGAGUCACAGCAGAUAACCCCCGUGUGUGCCUCUUUCCUCCCUUAGGCAUGGAAAAGGAUCCCUGGAUGGGCUAGUCAAGGACAAAACUGAUCAUCUUAUUACUUGUAUUUACUUCUCACUCCAGAGCAAGGGGCAGACAUAACUGGGCCACCCCAGGUGCCAUCACAGAGUGAAUUGACUCCUUAGUUUAGGCAGACACAGUUCCUUCCCCCUGGACCAGCAGGUCAGACCCACCUCUAUCAUUUAGGGUUUAGUCAAAUUAGAUCCAUCCUGUAGUGAACUUAAAAGAGCUUUUGGCUCCCUGUACCAGACCUUUUUUUGUACCAUGAGCCUUGACUGCCAAGCCUGGGGUUAAUGACUGAUCAUUUGACUGAUGGAAACCCUUUACAGUUUAUCAUGGAGGCCUCCAGUUACCUUGCAAUACAAACAUACCCCACCCAGCCCCUUGUCCCCACUCCAGAUGUCUCCUCAACAGCAGAUCAUGGUGGAAAUCAUAGCUGUGUGCCUCUAUUUAUUCUUUGAAUUGUACUGUAGAAACACGUGUUGAUAAGGAAUAAAGAAAUCACUAGAACUGCC
Molecule: messenger RNA, 1805 nt
Organism: Erinaceus europaeus (western European hedgehog)
Lineage: Eukaryota; Metazoa; Chordata; Mammalia; Eulipotyphla; Erinaceidae
Gene: MORN4
Product: MORN repeat containing 4
Exons: 5
Coding region: 209-667 (152 amino acids)
Source: RefSeq, a predicted model, not a curated record